AUGAGUUCGUUUGAAGUUCUUGACGUGGCUUUCAAUAUAAAAUUAUAUAAAUUGUUACGGUUUUAUGAUAUAUUUGAUCCAAAAAGUACAAAGAUUUUCGGUUAUAACUUUUAUCGUGUUACUGGAAUUAUAAUUACCGUAUUAACCCAAUCAUACAUAUUAUUUGGACAGACAGGUUUUUUUAUGCCGACGGAAGAUACAAUAAAUUACAUAGAGAAAUCUAUGUUAAUUUUUGUCAAUUCAAUGAAUUUUCUAGCUGCAAUGAAAACAUGUGUAUUUAUAUAUAAAGCAAAUAACAUUUGGGAUUUAUUUGAUGUAACCCGCAUAAAUUUUCUGAAAAGUGAACAAUGUUGUAAAUACAGAUAUAAAAUACUAGAAAAAGUUCGUAACAAAUCGAUAAGACUUACAAAUUUUAUUGUUGUAUUUGCAAUAAUCUCAUUGACUAUUUGGAUAAUAUAUCCACUAGUUAUAAAUUUCUUUUUGACGACAACUGGUCCAAACAAUCAUCAGGGCUAUCAAAGUAUUCUUUAUUUGCGGUACCCGGUGACUACAAAUACUUACAAUCAAUAUUAUUUUGUUUUUUACACAACCGAAGCGAUAUUGGCAUUUGGUAUAAUAUAUUAUUCGAUAUUAGUAGAUACUGUUUUAGUAUCUUUGUGUUGGAUUUUCAUAGCUCAGUAUGAAAUACUUUCGGAGGCAUUUGGAAACAUUAAAUACGAUGACAAAGAAAAAGAUGGUUCCAUUAAAGCAUAUAAUGAUUUUUUGUCAGUAUUAAAUGAUCAAAGAAGACUUAAUUCGUAA
Messenger RNA from Melanaphis sacchari, 801 nucleotides. RefSeq lists its product as uncharacterized. Lineage: Eukaryota; Metazoa; Arthropoda; Insecta; Hemiptera; Aphididae. The record is from RefSeq and is a predicted model, not a curated record. Gene Ontology annotation, molecular function: olfactory receptor activity; odorant binding. Gene Ontology annotation, cellular component: plasma membrane. The coding region runs from base 1 to 801 and encodes 266 amino acids. Gene Ontology annotation, biological process: sensory perception of smell; detection of chemical stimulus involved in sensory perception of smell. The transcript is spliced from 2 exons.